GGAGGUGGAGCGGGGAGAGGCGUUAGGCCGGGCGGCUAAAACGCGCCGCAAAAGUGGGGGAGAGAUUGCGCGGAGCCCGCGCGAGCCUGGGGACGCUGGAGGCAGCUGGGCUCUUGGGCAGGCGCGGAGUCCGGGGAAGCAGGGCAUGCGCGCGUGGUGGGUGUCGGCAGAGUCUCGCCGCCUCCGCCCUCUUUCUUGGGUGGCUCUCCGCCUCCUCCACCCUCCAAGGGCCGUUGGUACAUUCCUAGUGACUCCAAGCGCUUAAAAGGGGCCCGGGAGGGCGAACCCCCGAGAUCGGAACCUGAUUUCUGUGUGCGCCGCGUCUGCGACGAGCCCGGAUCCGCUGCGCUGCCAGCGGCGUGGGGUGGGUCUCGCUGUCUUUGCGGCGACAUCCCGACGAGCGGCGCCGGAGCGCUGGGUGCGUGCGCGUGUCUGCCUAGCGGUCUAGCGAGCGGUCGGGCUCCCUCGCCCCCGGCUCCUGGUUUGGCUCCGCUGCUCCACCGCAGCCCAGCAGCGAGGCGCGCACACAGCCGGCUCCGCACCAGAUGGAGCAGACCGAGGUGCUGAAGCCCCGGACCCUGGCCGAUCUGAUCCGCGUCCUGCACCGGCUCUUCGCCGGCGAUGAGGUCAAUGUGGAGGAGGUGCAGGCCGUCAUGGAAGCCUACGAGAGCGACCCCACCGAGUGGGCUAUGUACGCCAAGUUCGACCAGUACAGGUAUACCCGAAAUCUUGUGGAUCAAGGAAAUGGAAAAUUUAAUCUGAUGAUUCUCUGUUGGGGUGAAGGACAUGGCAGCAGUAUUCAUGAUCAUACGAACUCCCACUGCUUUCUGAAGAUGCUACAGGGAAGUCUAAAGGAGACAUUAUUUGCCUGGCCUGACAAAAAAUCCAAUGAGAUGGUCAAGAAGUCUGAAAGAGUCUUGAGGGAAAACCAGUGUGCCUACAUCAAUGAUUCCAUCGGCUUACAUCGAGUAGAGAACAUCAGCCAUACGGAACUUGCCGUGAGCCUCCACUUGUACAGUCCACCUUUCGAUACGUGCCAUGCCUUUGAUCAAAGAACAGGACAUAAAAACAAAGUCACCAUGACAUUCCACAGUAAAUUUGGAAUCAGAACUCCAUGUGCAACUUCGGGCUCAUUGGAGAACAAUUAAGGAGCACCAAACCCUCUGAGGUUUUACUUUAAGCCUCGCUGUAUGUUUGCCUUGGACAAAAAGGCUACCUACCAUGUGCUAUCCAGUAAUGUGCUUAAAUAAGCCAAUACUUAGAUCUACUGUAAGGCAGAUGCUAAUUAUAAGGCAUUAAGUAAGCAAGUAGUGCCCUCAGCUACUGCAGAAGAAAAGUCCCACUAAGGAAAAGAAAGUCUUGUGAUUUUUAAAGGCAAGUUUCCACAUGCUCUCCUAGUUCUAUCCUCUGAUUCCAUUGAAUCCAUACUAGGAGUGUCAGUGAGGGUUUUCAUAGCUUUUGGAAAUACUUUGGUCUCUGAACUGUAAUUAGCAAGAAGUAAAAACAGAAACCUCAAACAUCAAAUGCUUGCUUUGGUACCUGGAGGACUAAACGUAGACGUCUUUAGUAUACUUUGUAUGUUCUUAACAUUGAAAGAUAAUUUUGUGAAUCUGUAGAUUUCAUUUUUUCAGUCUUACCUUACGAAUUUCUUUUCUAUGAAUAAUAGAGAGGAACUGACAGCACUCUGCCAUUGGGUAAUGAAAGGAAGUGGAGAGGAUUUAGAAAAGUACAUGCUCCCCAAACCACAACAAACCAAAACAUAAACUCACGUCUGUGUCCCAUGGUCAUAGUCAAAAGAUUUUGUACGGCUAAAAUUGCAAAAUAAUUUUAAUAAAGUGGAUUUGAACACAA
Molecule: messenger RNA, 1851 nt
Organism: Rhinopithecus roxellana (golden snub-nosed monkey)
Lineage: Eukaryota; Metazoa; Chordata; Mammalia; Primates; Cercopithecidae
Gene: CDO1
Product: cysteine dioxygenase type 1
Exons: 5
Coding region: 546-1148 (200 amino acids)
Biological process (GO): L-cysteine catabolic process
Molecular function (GO): cysteine dioxygenase activity; ferrous iron binding
Source: RefSeq, a predicted model, not a curated record